AUGAGACAAGAUAUACAAUGUCUACGAGGCAUCGCAAUCAUUUUUGUUUUAUUAUUUCAUUUUGCUCCCAACGUUUUUGUCAAUGGAUUCUUGGGUGUGGAUAUAUUUUUCGUCAUAUCUGGAUUUCUCAUGGCAAAAAACUUGACAAAUGUUAAGAUAUCAAAAAUCUCCGAUUUCCUCUUGUUUUACUAUAAAAGAUUUCGACGAAUUCUUCCUCUCUACUACCUUAUCGUAUUUCUAAUCACUAUCAUGGUCCACUUAUUUUUGGGUGAUUUUAUGUGGGAAAACAACAAUCGAUACUCCUUGGCAUCGCUUUGUCUGGUCACUAAUCAACUUGUCAUUCACGAUCAAGCAGAUUAUUUUAAUGAGUUUGCUGCUGUUCCAUCCUCUAUCAAUGCCUAUCUUCAUUUAUGGUCCUUAUCACUUGAGCUCCAAUUUUAUCUUUUUGUUCCUAUUCUAUUUUUUGGGAUGCAAAUUUUGAAGAGGAAUUAUUUGAAAGUUACUACCGUAAUCCUUAUCACUGUAUUUGGAUUCACUACGUUUGCCCUGAUCCUUGACAAAUUCGCAUUCAACUUCAUGUUCCUCAGACUCUGGCAAUUUUCCGCUGGAUUUUGUGCACUGUUUUGGAGCAAGAUUCGGAGCAAGAGCCUUCCCGAAAAAGAGCAAUCCGAUAAAAAAAUUAAAUUUCCAUUGGAAGCAAAGGAAAUUGCGACGGUCUCAUUAUGCAUUUUGGCAAUUUGUCUGAUGCCAAGAGAACUAAACGUUUUGGUUCUAAGACCAUUGGUGACGUUUUUCACAGCAGUGAUCAUUGCAUGUGAGGCGCCGAAUGUUCAGUUAUUUCAAUCUGAAACUCUCGUUUACAUUGGCAACAUCUCCUAUGUGCUCUAUUUGGUGCACUGGCCAAUUGUCAUCAUUUUUCUGGAUAAUUUAUUCAAAAGCUACAUCUUCUGCAUCUUAACCAUCCUCAUCACCUCAAUUCUUCUACAUCAUCUUUUCGAGAAACAAUAUCUGAAAUUCGAAAUGAGUGGAAUCAUUCCUUUGACCAUUUUGCUCCUCGGUGCAAAUGCAUAUCUACAGUAUAGUGUGAGAAAUUACGACUUCUGGAAGCUCGAUUUGCCGGCUGAGACCAGAGAAAUUAUUGAUAAAAACAUUGCAAGUUCAACAUUGCUCUGGAAUGCGGACACUUGGAAGGAUCCAUGCACAGAGAUCGUCACAGAGACACCAUUUCCAAGGAAGAACCUUGGAGGGUACUGUAGGUUUCGACGCGGCAACGGAACACUGUCCAUAAUGUUGAUUGGAAAUAGCUACUCAAGAAAUCUGGUGGAGCCCAUUAGAGCACAUUUCCAUUACAACUACUCGGAUUUCAUUUACAUGUCGGUUUAUGGAAACUAUGUGCUGUAUUCUGGCAAUUCAGUGGAUUCCCAACAAGCACUGCAAUUUUCAAAACAGCAGGUUGAGCUGUACAAGCCGGAUGUGCUUUUGGUGGUGACCAGAUACAUGGAAGAAAUAAAGAAUCCCGUUCAAAACAAUGAUCCUCUAGCCAGCCAGAUUAAUGAAAAUGUAGCAUUUUAUGAGAAAUUCGUGAAAAAACUCUACAUCUUGGAUGCGCACCCACUGUACCAUGAUAAUUUUUUGCACAUUUUCCUUCAUCAUUUGAUAACGCAGCAUGAUAAUUUAGAAUUUUUGCAUUUGGACAAAAAAUUGGCGGAUCAGGAGAUGCGCCCUGUGAAGAAACGGUUGGCGCAGAUCACGUGCAACAAGUGUCAUUUCUUCGAUUUGAGCCAUGUCUUUGUCGAGGAUGAUAAAUAUUUGACGUUUGAUAAGAGAACUUUGUUAUCAUAUGCUGACAACACUGUCCAUUUAACAAGUGCAGGAAUUGAACUUUGCGAGCCGGUUUUUGAAAAAACUGUUCGAGAAGUUAUGCAGAAUUCGUAA
Molecule: messenger RNA, 1935 nt
Organism: Caenorhabditis briggsae
Lineage: Eukaryota; Metazoa; Nematoda; Chromadorea; Rhabditida; Rhabditidae
Exons: 11
Coding region: 1-1935 (644 amino acids)
Biological process (GO): polysaccharide biosynthetic process
Cellular component (GO): membrane
Molecular function (GO): acyltransferase activity, transferring groups other than amino-acyl groups
Source: RefSeq, a predicted model, not a curated record